Molecule: messenger RNA, 1359 nt
Organism: Empidonax traillii (willow flycatcher)
Lineage: Eukaryota; Metazoa; Chordata; Aves; Passeriformes; Tyrannidae
Gene: SLC66A2
Product: PQ loop repeat containing 1
Exons: 5
Coding region: 138-953 (271 amino acids)
Biological process (GO): phospholipid translocation; retrograde transport, endosome to Golgi
Cellular component (GO): trans-Golgi network; endosome
Source: RefSeq, a predicted model, not a curated record
GUCCGGGCGCUGCGGGAAAGGGCUCAGCCAUGGUGCCGCAUCCCGGCCAGGAGCCCGCCCGCGGCUAGAGCCGGCCCCGGCCGGAGAGCUGCGGCGGGGCAUCCCUCAGCCUGAGCGCCUCCCCGCGCCCCCCCGGCAUGGAGCCGGGCGGCCUGGAGUGGCUGCUGGUGCCCAUGCAGCAGCUGGUGUCGUGGGGCGCCGCGGGGGCCAUGGUGUUCGGCGGCGUGGUGCCCUACAUCCCCCAGUACCGGGACAUCCGCCGGACACAGAACGCAGAGGGCUUCUCCACCUACGUCUGCCUGGUGCUGCUGGUCGCCAACAUUCUGCGGAUACUGUUCUGGUUUGGAAGGCGUUUUGAAUCCCCUCUUUUGUGGCAAAGCAUUAUCAUGAUCAUUACGAUGUUACUGAUGCUGAAGCUGUGCACCGAAGUCCGAGUGUCCAACGAGCUGAACAUAAAGCGCCGCUCUUUUGCAGCCGCAGAUAGUAAGGAUGAAGAAAUCAAAGCACCUCCCAAGAGAUCCUAUCUGGAUUUUGACUUGAACUAUUUUUGGCAUUGGAGCAAGUUUACAGACUACAUGCAGUGUGUCCUCACCUUCACUGGCGUGACUGGUUACAUCACUUACCUCUGGUUGGACUCGUCACUCUUUGUGGAGACGCUGGGCUUCCUUGCGGUGUUCACCGAGGCCAUGCUGGGUGUCCCCCAGCUCUACCGCAACUACCAGAACAGAUCUACAGAAGGAAUGAGCAUCAAGAUGGUGCUGAUGUGGACCAGUGGGGACACGUUCAAGACUGUUUACUUCAUCCUGAAUCAGGCCCCUUUCCAGUUCUCCAUCUGUGGACUCCUGCAGGUUUUUGUGGACAUCGCUAUCCUGUUGCAGGUUUACUUGUACAGCUACUACCCUCAGAAGCCUGUGUCCCACACUGCACACCCAGCCAGCACCAAGGCCCUGUGAGGAACUUAGCUGGACAGGCUGCAGGUCAACAGUGCUGUGGAGUCAGCCAUGGCAGGGCUCCUCUUCCACUUGUAAAUACUCUGGGGCUGCUGAGUCAAAAGGAGAAAUGAGAACAAGGGUUGAAAACCUGGCUGCACUUCCAGCUCAGGAAGUUUUAUUUUAAAUAACUUGCUCGCUCUGUUUUCAGACUUAGCUGUACAGAACUGUUUCUCGGUGGGGGGGAGGGGCACUUUAUUUUUGCAUAAGUACCUAUGAGCCUUAUCAACUCACAGAUGUUUGUAUAUUUAAUCACAAGGGCUGGAUGGUUUGUGUUUUUAAUGCUAUUUAAAAAUGUUACACCACAGAAAUUAUAGGAUAUUUUGUCUGAAACUUUUACCUAUUUAUAUAAUAUAAAGUCUGUAUAUUG